AUGGUCAUAUUAAGCGCCGCUAUCGACAACUACGUGCAGCUACCUUUCGAGAAACAAUGGAGGCUAUGUCUCUCAGACGUCCCCUACGACCUCACUGUUAUAGGCGGAGAUGAUAUCACCAACCACAUCCCCGAUCAGCAACACGAGACGGACAAUGUCAAAACUGCCCUCAAGCAGCUGAAAUCACUAAAGACAGGGACUGUGAAGUUCACUGGUCGGCAACAGCGCCGCGCGGACGCUAUCAACACACUGUUCGUCCAGGUCUCUGUCACAAGUCACUCACAUAACUGGCGGAGAACAUUCACUCGUUCGCUUAGCAAGAUCUCUAGUAUCGCCGUGUUCAUUGUCGGUACUGCAUGCUUUGCUUCAGCUCAAUUACUUUCUAUUGCGAUAGCUACAUUCAUCUUGACAUGCGUCCUUGGGGCAGGUGUUUUCAGUCGCGCGAUUACAUCUUGGAUUGUUGCCGGCAUUGAAACAGCGGACCCAAUGUUGCAUUUCGUGGCCGAUACAGAUCAAGAAGCUUACUAUGUUUUGGCUAGACUCUUUAUGAUCAGCCUAGAUAAUGCAGCUAAGCCAACAAGGCGUAAGAUCCAGGUGGAACUAGGCGGCAACGUAUUUCUAGACCGGCGUCGCAUCACAACUCGCUCACCAUGGCCUGCGCGAUUCCUCGGCGUUCUAACUUCCCCAUACGACAUUGCUCGAGCCGUUAUCAAAACGAAAGGGGAUGAUGGCGUCUAUGAAUUCAAUAAUCUGGAAUUAGGGUUGGAAAGUACCAACACCGUCGAACAGCCUUUACUAAGGCCGUCACUGACGACAAAGUCGACAUUCGGAACGGAGAUCAGUGAGACAGUGUCCCUGGACGACGAUCAAGCACUUUCACGACGGCCGACUUUCCAGCGCAUGGGUACUAUCUCGAGCGACUAG
Molecule: messenger RNA, 924 nt
Organism: Alternaria infectoria
Lineage: Eukaryota; Fungi; Ascomycota; Dothideomycetes; Pleosporales; Pleosporaceae
Exons: 2
Coding region: 1-924 (307 amino acids)
Source: RefSeq, a predicted model, not a curated record